AUGGGGUGCCGGGCCUGGGUCCCCAGCCCCUGCCUGACAUCCAGGCUGUCCCUGCUGCUGCUGCUGCUGCUGCUGCUGCUGCCACUUCGAGGGGCCCAGCCCCAGGCCGGCGGGAACCGGACAGAAGCUCCAGAGCCGGAUGCCACCGUGACCACGGGGACCCCGACCUCAGCUUUGAGUGCUCCCGGGUCAGAGGCACCCGAUGUGGUGGGACCCAGCCCCCCAGCCAGGGCCGCUCCUGGGAGGCGCAAUGGCCCUAGAGACCCAGUGCUCACGGAGAACGGGCAGCCCUGCAGGUUCCCCUUCCGCUACGGUGGCCGCAUGCUGCACUCCUGCACCGCCGAGGGCAGCGCCCACAGGAAAUGGUGCGCCACCACGCACAACUACGACCGCGACCGGGCCUGGGGCUACUGCGCGCAGCCCGCCACACCCCGCCAGGGCCCGCCUGCCCUGGAUCCCUGUGCCUCCAAUCCCUGCCUCAACGGGGGCUCCUGCUCCAGUGCCCAGGACGCUGCCUACUACCACUGCACCUGCCCCCUGGCCUUCACUGGCCCCGACUGUGGCACCGAAAAAUGCUUCGACGAGACCCGCUAUGAGUACCUGGAGGCGGGAGCCAGUUGGGUGCGCGUGCACCAGGGCCGCGUGGAACAGUGCGCGUGCGAGGGGGGCCAGGUGCGGUGCGAGGCCACCCGCCACACAGCGUGCCUGAGCAGCCCCUGCCUGCACGGCGGCACCUGCCACCUGGUCGUGGCCACCGGGACCAGUGUGUGCACCUGUCCCCAGGGCCGCGCCGGGCGGCUCUGCAACAUCGAUCCCGCCCAGCGCUGCUUCCUGGGGAAUGGCACGGAUUACAGGGGCGUGGCCAGCACCGCAGCCUCGGGCCUCAGCUGCCUGGCCUGGGACUCGGACCUGCUCUACCAGGAGCUGCACGUGGACUCGGUGGACGCAGCGGCCCUGCUCGGCCUGGGCCCCCACGCCUAUUGCCGGAACCCGGACAAGGACGCGAGGCCCUGGUGCUACGUGGUCAAGGACAGCGCGCUGUCCUGGGAGUACUGCCGCCUGCCGGCCUGCGAGUCCCUCGGCAGGCGGCAGCCGGCGCCCGGGGUGCUGCUGGCCCUGCCCGAGCCCGCGCAGCCGCCCCCCGCGGGGCGCCCGAGCUGCGGCCGGCGGCACAAGAAGAGGACGUUCCUGCGGCCGCGCAUCCUCGGGGGCUCGUCCGCGCUGCCCGGCUCGCACCCCUGGCUGGCGGCCGUCUACGUGGGGGGCGGCUUCUGCGCCGGGAGCCUGGUGCACACCUGCUGGGUGGUGUCCGCCGCGCACUGCUUCGCCGGCAGCCCCCCCAGGGACAGCGUCUCAGUGGUGCUGGGCCAGCACUUCUUCAACCAGACGACGGACGUGACGCAGACGUUCAGCAUCGAGAAGUACAUCCCCUACCCCCUGUACUCCGUGUUCAACCCCAACGACCACGACCUGGUUCUGAUCCGGCUGAAGAAAAAGGGGGACCGCUGUGCUGUCCGCUCCCAGUUUGUCCAGCCCAUCUGCCUGCCUGAGCCAGGCAGCUCCUUCCCCGCCGGGCAGAAGUGCCAGAUCGCCGGCUGGGGCCACCAGGACGAGAACGGGGGUGGCUACUCCAGCUCCCUGCGGGAGGCGCUGGUGCCCCUGGUCGCCGACCACAAGUGCAGCAGCCCCGAGGUCUACGGGGCCGACAUCAGCCCCAACAUGCUGUGCGCCGGCUACUUCGACUGCAAGUCUGAUGCCUGCCAGGGGGACUCGGGCGGGCCUCUGGCCUGCGAGAAGGACGGGGUGGCCUACCUGACCGGCAUCAUCAGCUGGGGCGACGGCUGCGGGCGGCUCAACAAGCCUGGCGUCUACACCCGCGUGGCCAACUAUGCAGACUGGAUCAAUGACAGGAUUCGGCCCUCCAAGCGCCCCUCCUGAGCCCGGGGUGCCCCUCCCAAAUGCAAUAAAGAGCUUU
This is a messenger RNA of Talpa occidentalis (Iberian mole), 1975 nucleotides long. RefSeq names its product HGF activator (gene HGFAC). The record is from RefSeq and is a predicted model, not a curated record. Gene Ontology annotation, cellular component: extracellular region; rough endoplasmic reticulum. Bases 1 to 1938 code for a protein of 645 amino acids. Gene Ontology annotation, biological process: zymogen activation; blood coagulation. The transcript has 14 exons. Gene Ontology annotation, molecular function: serine-type endopeptidase activity. Lineage: Eukaryota; Metazoa; Chordata; Mammalia; Eulipotyphla; Talpidae.